Messenger RNA from Ipomoea triloba (trilobed morning glory), 792 nucleotides. Its product is annotated as transcription factor bHLH120-like. The record is from RefSeq and is a predicted model, not a curated record. Lineage: Eukaryota; Viridiplantae; Streptophyta; Magnoliopsida; Solanales; Convolvulaceae. Gene Ontology annotation, biological process: regulation of transcription by RNA polymerase II. Bases 1 to 792 code for a protein of 263 amino acids. Gene Ontology annotation, molecular function: DNA-binding transcription factor activity, RNA polymerase II-specific; protein dimerization activity; RNA polymerase II transcription regulatory region sequence-specific DNA binding. Gene Ontology annotation, cellular component: RNA polymerase II transcription regulator complex. The transcript is spliced from 3 exons.
AUGGACAAUAUUUUUCCUUCAUCAUCAUUUACUUUACAACUUAAUGAUUUUGAGCCCUUUGACCCUUCUUUUGUCUUCCAACAACACUCUCUUCCGCCGCUACUCAAUCCAGAUGUGCUGUUUGAUCAUCCGCCGUUAGCGGCGGAGGCGGAGGCGGGAAAGGAGCAGCUGCCGGAGUCCCCGGCGGCCGGCAACGGUGGCGUUGGAGGAGACGACAGUGACAAGCAAAGAAAAUUAGCUCAUAGGGAGAUUGAAAGGCGAAGAAGACAAGAAAUGGCUACCCUUUAUGCUUCCCUUCGCAAUGAACUCCCUCUUGAAUACCUUAGGGGGAAACGUUCAAUAUCUGAUCAUGUUAGGGAGGCAGUGAGGUAUAUAGAGCAGAAGCAGAAGAGCAUUAGAGAAUUAGAAGCCAAGAGAGACAAGCUAAAGAGGGAUAAUGUGGCGGCAAGUGAUGAUGUAAUUUCAGAUCCCAAUAAAGUAAGAAUUAGCACAAGGAGUGAAGACACUUCACCUUCAAUAAUGGUCAAAAUCCAGUCAAGCAGAGAGGGUGUUGUUGAGAUUUUGAUCAAUUGUGGGCCAUCAAAACUAGGGUUUGGAGUAUCAAGUGUUCUUGAACUGCUUCAUGAAGAAGGGCUUGAUGCAAUUAGCUGUUUCUGCUGUAGAGUUGAGGGAAACCUUCUGUAUUCCAUCCAAGCUGAGGGUAGUCGAGAGACAAGUGUUGAUCUUCAAAUGCUGCGGCAAAAGGUGACUCGUAGAAUUACAAUUAAUAUCACCAAUAAUUUGAUCCCAUGA